Staurois parvus is the source of this 411-nucleotide messenger RNA. Lineage: Eukaryota; Metazoa; Chordata; Amphibia; Anura; Ranidae. The record is from the annotation of a GenBank genome assembly.
CAACUUAUUCACUCCCUGGUUAUCUCUCGCCUUGACUAUUGUAACUCCCUCCUCAUUGGCCGACCUCAUCGCAGGCUAUCCCCUCUUCAACUCAUCCACCUUACUAACCGUUCUGUAUCUGCCACCCCUCUCUGCCAUCCCUCCAUUGGCCUCCACUCAGUGUCCUCCACCCCUCUCUGCCAAUCCCUCCACUGGCCUCCACUCAGUGUUCUCCAUCCUUCUCUGCCAAUCCCUCCACUGGCCUCCACUCAGUGUCCUGCACCCCCACUCUGCCAAUCCCUCCAUUGGCCUCCACUCAGUGUCCUCCACCCCUCUCUGCCAAUCCCUCCACUGGCCUCCACUCAGUGUCCUGCACCCCUCUCUGCCAAUCCCUCCACUGGCCUCCACUCAGUGUCCUCCAUCCCUUUCUGC